AUGACGGCGAAGCAUAUGAAGCCGGUCAGUAGCUUUAGCUGGAUGGGAUUGGACGUGUGUGAUGCCGAAGGAGGUCGGUUGGUUUGCGCCAGACUGGAUCCGGAGAGACUGGACCCGGAGAGACUGGGCCCGGAGAGACUGGAUCCGGAGAGACUGGAUCCGGAGAGACUGGACCAGGAGAGACUGGACCCGGAGAGACUGGACCCGGAGAGACUGGACCUAUUUUGUUACUCAUUCGGUCUUCCCACUAAGUUCGAUUCAACGGACGUGGGUGAGGCGAUCGAGCGCUACCGCGCGCCGCACACGUGUGCGGUGGACUGUAACACGCCGGAAGCUCAAAGGAAACUUGUAAGACAAAGGGUCGCAAUGGAGCUUGGCCCUACUCUUCUGGAAAAAAAUGUGACGGGUCUGGAGGUCGGUGAAUUGGAAGAAGUAGGGAAGCAGGUUGAAGACAGGCUCCAUUUGGACGCGAAGUGUUCUCGAAGCUGUUUCCGAGAUCAGUGCACCCGUCAGCUCCUGGAAACAAACUGCAACUGUACCCAAGCUUCCUUCUGGUGCGUACACCAAACGGGUCAUACUGUUAGGAAGGAAGCUCUGCUCGACUUUUACACGAAACCAGCGCACUUGUUCCAACAUACGCUGGUGCGGCACGGUGCGUUCAAUGCCUGCUGGCUUGGAUGCUUUGUGGCGGAUGAUGUCCAACAAACUGACUAG
This is a messenger RNA of Gregarina niphandrodes, 714 nucleotides long. RefSeq lists its product as hypothetical. Bases 1 to 714 code for a protein of 237 amino acids. The transcript has a single exon. The record is from RefSeq and is a predicted model, not a curated record. Lineage: Eukaryota; Apicomplexa; Conoidasida; Eugregarinorida; Gregarinidae.